Alternaria incomplexa is the source of this 348-nucleotide messenger RNA. RefSeq lists its product as uncharacterized. The record is from RefSeq and is a predicted model, not a curated record. The transcript is spliced from 4 exons. Lineage: Eukaryota; Fungi; Ascomycota; Dothideomycetes; Pleosporales; Pleosporaceae. The coding region runs from base 1 to 348 and encodes 115 amino acids.
AUGGAGCCCUCGAGCUCGCGCGAGCCACCAUGGGCAGAGCAUGAAAAGGUAUAUUUACUUGCUGAAGUACUAAAAGCGGCCCCCAUACCAUCUCACGUUCUCUUUCAAUUUAUACGCGACGCCAACAUCCAACCACGAUGGAACGACAUGGCUUUACCUCCAGGCCGAUCGAUUACCGACGCCCUCAGCUACCUGCCCCAAUGGUGUAUCCUGCGCCCGACCUCUCGAGAAAACGACCCCAUCAGCAAGAAGCCUCCACGCCCAUUGGCCGCCUACUACAACCUCGACCCCCCCAUUCCUACCCUGGAGAUUUUAUGCCUGCCGGCCCUGCCUACACAUCUACUAUAA